Molecule: messenger RNA, 1010 nt
Organism: Coccinella septempunctata (seven-spotted ladybird)
Lineage: Eukaryota; Metazoa; Arthropoda; Insecta; Coleoptera; Coccinellidae
Product: P-granule-associated novel protein 1-like
Exons: 2
Coding region: 207-959 (250 amino acids)
Molecular function (GO): protein binding
Source: RefSeq, a predicted model, not a curated record
GACCAAACGAGUAUAUUAUAGUAGAAGACGUUGCUCCAUUUUAUAAUCUGUUAUCUUACUUCGAUUUUGCCAAGGAGAAGGAAAGAUAAAUAUUUAUCGCCAAAGAAUUCGAAAACAAACAUUCUGGCAACAACAAAUUUUUAUUCAGUUUGUUGUUUUAUUAUUCGAUUUGAAUACCUAGGUGUGAUUUUUGAGCUACUAUCAAAAUGAAAUACCCACUGGUCAUCAGCAUAAUCCUAUCCUAUUUGGCCGUUUCAACAUUCUGUGGUUAUGACAGUUCAGAGGAGGAUGUUGAGGAACUGACACUUUUUCGCAAAUCAGGUACACUCUCGCCCUCAACCUUCUAUUUCGAAAACAACCAGGCAAGAGAACUGAAGUUGAAAGAGUGCAAUUAUGACAAAAUCUUGGUGAACAGUUUCAUGUAUAUACGGAACCUGAAAGAAAUCGAGAUUGACAGAAGUACUAUUGGGGAAAUCACCGAAGGAUCCUUCAGCGGAUGCGACCACCUCAAGGAAAUUACCAUAAAAAACUCCAAAAUCGACAUUUUAAAUCCGAGAACUUUCAGUGGCCUAUCCAAAAUAAAAAAACUCAAGAUCAAAACCACGAAUAUCGGAGAUAUCAAAGCGAAAAUGUUUUCUAAUUGCUCAAGUCUGGAAGAAUUGGUGUGUGAAGAAUGUAACAUAGAGAAUAUCGAACCCGAUUCUAUGGUUGGACUGAACAAACUCCGAGAACUGGACUUGCAGAAGAACGCCAUCAAAAAAUUUUCCUUCGCGAAGCUGCCGAACAUGCCGAAUUUGAAAAAGAUCAAUUUGAGCAACAACCCUUUGACUGAUCUGGAUGUGACAGACAUAAAGACGAAGUGUCCCAGUUUGGAGUCGAUCAAACUCAAGGGAGUCAACCUGGCUCAAUCAGUGAAACAACAGCUCGAAAGUUUGAACAUCAAAAUAAAGAAAAGUUAGAUCUUAUACUUCUUUUAUUAAAUUUGAUUUUGAAUAUAGGUAUAGAUUAGA